AUGACGCAGAUCCCUCUUCCUCCGUCUCUCGCCGGCGUCACGCCAGAGCAAAUGCAAGCGAUGAUCAGCUUCUUCUUUCAGCAUCAGCCUGGAGCCCACAUUCCCUCGUCCGCGACGACCGUCGCACCUGAGCAGCCUUCUACGUCCAACGCUGACCGUGCUGGCGUCGACGCGGAUAUGGACGUGACCGCAGAUGGUAACGCGCCCUCUGCGGAAUCCCUCCCCCCCGCGAAUACGACGCCCCCUCGUCCCAAGGCUGCGGUCCCGGUUCCAAGCACGCCCCGCGUCCGUGGUAACGCAUCCAACUCCUUCGCUGUACCCGAUACCGCGGCAUCUACGCCUUCUUCCAAGAUGGCUCAGCUCACUCUAGAGGGGCGCAUCUUGAUCUUCGAGGAUGCCCCCGUUGCCGAUAACGGUGAUGGCCACGUUCGCGGCAACGUAGGUGGCGAUGAGCCGGAUACGGUUCAAGAUGGGGACGACAGCGAUCCUUACGAAGGCUUCCCCGAGAUCGUGACGAAGGAGUCAGCUGAGCGGGCUCUCGCUCUACACCGGGAUACGCCUGCUGCCGUGACCAAGUCCACCUCUGCGAGACGCAAACGGAACGAGCCUACCACCGCUAGGUGGAUGAAUACCCGACGCACGAGGACCAGCUCCGAGUCCAGCCCACCUCCUGUUCAGAGCAGUCCGAAGAAGAAAGCGAGGGUCGCCUCGCCUUCGGUCAGUCCGGUUCCGACUCGCACUUACAAGACGCCCUUGACGACCAAGGGGGGCAUCGCGUCGCCUUUCGAGUCCCCCGACCAAACAGAUGAGUCCGAUGUUAAGGCUCUAGAGCGUAUAUUACGGUCCAUGCGUCGGGGGGAGAAAAUACCUGCCGUCGAGGACCUUCUCAAGGAGGUACGCGUGUCUGCCUUCCUCGACACCGAGGCCGCCUGCUCAGACGAGGAGGACGAGGAGGAUGGCGAUGGCAACCUCAAGGACUUUGUCGUCAACGACGACGUUGUUGAGUACGACGAAGACGCUCCGGUCUUGCCUGAUGAAGAGGAUACGCGCCCGAGAAGGUUGUUCAAACGCGGUGGACAUGGCGAUCGCGCGCCCGUGAGCGACAAGUCCGCGAAGACCGAUGACUUUUCCGACAUCGAGAUCGUCCCUACGCUUGACAAGGGCAAGGGUCGUGCUCCUCCCCCGCCACCUUCUCCUCCACCUGUACCUGUCGCAGGUCCUUCGGGUGCGCAUGCCCCUGCGACGCGAGCAGCAGAAGAUGCCGAUGUCUCCGUCCCCGAUGGACACUCCACUGCUGUCACGAAUACCGCGUGGCAGACUGCGAAGAUCCCUCUGGCAGAUGCCAUUAGCGGCCUACACCCAGGGUCUACCGCUGUCGAUUCGAGCUCCCCUGUCCACUCCUGGACACCGUUCGCGUGCGACACGUUGGCGCGCAUGGGAUACUCCGAGAACACGUUCAACGUGCCCGGCGAUUGCGCGCUGAUAUUGUCCGACUACAAGGACGAAGGUUGGGGCACACCCUCCGUCGAUAUCGUCGCUGCUGCAGAGACUCAUGUACACGUCGGCAAUCUUCUUCGCGGCAUGCAGUUUCGCCGGCAUGGACCGUACAUCAACGAGUCCCAGGUUGAUCCAGAAGAGCUCGAGGCGGUCGACGUGUCUCCUCCCUCGGGCACAACGCGAUACAAGAUCGUCAUCAAGGAGACACGGGCCCCCGCAGUGUCCAUCACCCCCUGCAUCGUCAGGUACUGGCGUCUCGACAACCCAACAGCAGGACCGCACCCCGUCUACUAUAUUUGCGUCACACCCUUCGAGGGGUGCUUCGACCGCGCCGUCGCCCUGGAGUGCAUGAAGUUUGGCCAGCGCGAGUUGUACUGCAUCGCGUUCAACAACGCCAUCAGGAUGUCGACGCUGCCCUCCUUUGAUCGACCGUCAGGUGGUCCGACUAGCGGCAAGGUCAAGCCCAGCUCCUCCAUCCGCCGGGGCAAGAACGCAGCGCAACCGCCUCGUUGCGGUUCAAACUUUGAACUAUCCACGAACGACAGCAUGACUAUCCUCGACGCACGCUCGGUGCCUCUGCCGCGCGAUAUGUCUACCUGGCAUACGAGCUUGCCCGUCUACGAGGGCGUACCACCUAAAGACGCUGUCGCCCUCGUCGCGCAUACGACUAACAUCAGCCCAAUGCCAGUUGCAUUCGGCUUCAUCGUUCUUCGUCGCAGUAUCAUUAAAAGCGGUGCACAGUGGCGUGCGGCGGUAGUCGACCGCGAGAUUUCUCCUUAUACGGACAUAUCUCCGACAGGAAAUGGCUCGUUCCCGACAGAGAUGAAGCGCCAUCUAUACGUGUAUACGACGCUCGUGUCGUGCUUCGUCGUGGUUGCCCUCGUUGUCACGUUCUGCGCCGGCGAAUCAUCUGCUCGCGUACCCACCAGUCAGAAAUUGAAGUCCCUCCUGGUCCGACGCCCUCAGCUCGUCCUCGACUUCGAUCGAUCCGAACUACCAUGUACCCUACACUCGAAGGCCCCCUUCGGGGGUGUCUCAAAUACGACCCUCCUGCCUCAGCAUCGCCACAGCGAACCGACCGACGGAGCAGUAUCGCAUUCGUCCCUCCUGGUCAACUACCCGUCGUCGCUGGCAUUAAGGACAAACGUGCUCGCGGUUAGGGCCCGCAUGUGCAGGAACUUCAUGAGACGCUGGGAUUAUAGGGCGUAUCGCGCGGGCAAUUCCCAUGGACUCGCAAUCACAGAUUUCACCCUUCAAAUCGAUGGCGCGCCUCUUCUGUUGCAUCUGCCUUUACACCUCGGGCUAUCUACCGUCCUCUUUGCGCCGUUGUAUCCCUUCUUCGAUCGUCCUCGAGCUGUAUAUCUCAAUAGCGAACAUUCUCUCCCCCAUAGUCGACCUCUUGGCCGGCGCGCUCUUCACAGAACCAUGAAGUUCAUACUGGGAGGAGGUCCCAAGCGGCCCAACUGGGCGAGUCUGCGCAAGUACGUGAUAGGUGAUCAUCCAGACGAUGUCAACGAUGCUUCAGAAUUUGUACUCGUAUCAUACGGGGAGAAGGAAAACAUGAUAGCGCGCGCUCGCGAAGACAAUCUGGUAAUAGUGGACAUCCCUUUCCCCAACGUCGUGUGGCACCUGACCAAGGCCAAGUUGAAAACGGCAAGUGUCAUGCACGACGUCGAAUGGUCAAGUCUAUGGGACGUCGGAGAAGCGCGCUUGAACCUAAGUGCGCACGAAUGCAACGAGAACUGCGCUACGACACCCUGUGUGGCUGUAUUCAAAAAGGUCCUUACCAGGCGUGAAAGGAAUAAGAAGGAUUACGCGAAGCGCUCAAAGAACCAGUCACUGACGAGCUCGUAG
Schizophyllum commune H4-8 is the source of this 3351-nucleotide messenger RNA. RefSeq lists its product as uncharacterized. NCBI's taxonomy places the organism in Eukaryota, Fungi, Basidiomycota, Agaricomycetes, Agaricales, Schizophyllaceae. The transcript has 27 exons. The record is from RefSeq and is a predicted model, not a curated record. Bases 1 to 3351 code for a protein of 1116 amino acids.